Messenger RNA from Cyprinus carpio (common carp), 3648 nucleotides. Its product is annotated as zinc finger protein ZIC 5-like. The record is from RefSeq and is a predicted model, not a curated record. Gene Ontology annotation, cellular component: nucleus. Lineage: Eukaryota; Metazoa; Chordata; Actinopteri; Cypriniformes; Cyprinidae. Gene Ontology annotation, molecular function: RNA polymerase II cis-regulatory region sequence-specific DNA binding; DNA-binding transcription factor activity, RNA polymerase II-specific. Gene Ontology annotation, biological process: central nervous system development; regulation of transcription by RNA polymerase II.
GAGUGAGGGGGCGGAACCCCGCUGAGCCUCUGCGCUGAAAGACAGCCAAUCGCUUCGUUCUCUUAACUGCCAGUCACCGAAAUCUGUCCAAUACCCGCAGUGCCAUUUCUAAACUCUAUUCCCCACUGUGUCCUCCAACUGUUGUAUGUUCUGCCAAUCGCUUGAGGACAGAGUGGGAAAAGGAGCAAGCAGAGUUAGAGGCAGGACAAAAGAAGUUCUAUAGACGGCCAUAUACAUAUAUUUUAAUAGUUUCAGAAGGCCCGUAGUUUGCGAAAACAGUAGCGGUGAGCGUGGACAUGACAGCGUAGUGAUGGAGCCCCCUUUAAGCAAGAGGAAUUCGGCGAUAAGAUUAGCGGAUUUGGCAUCGACUCAAGCCCUUCCUCAUCAGAAUAUGACAGGCUUCCCGGUAGGGGGGCAUCACCCGCACUCCCACCAUGCCCACCUCCACCCUGGGGAGAUGGGCAACGACCCCGGAGUGGCUCUCACUCCAUUUGGACCCGAGCACAUGGCACAGACCAAUGCUCUCAAACUUAGUCCCUCUCAGCCUGUUCAAAGCCAUCCCGAAGCCCAGACCGCGGCAUCUUUCACGUCUUCUCAGACCACAGUUGGUUUCCCCGUGGCUCACCCCCACACAGGCUACACCACCAGCAGGGACUUCAUCCUCAGGAGAGAGCUCUCAGCCUCUGCUAUGCAUGCACUUGGCGACCAGCAUAGUUCCGCCUCCUCCCCUCAUCACCAUGGCAUGUUCAUUUCCCCAACAGGUGCUUAUGGGCACGCGGAAGGUGGUGCCCAUCCACUUUUCUCUGGACUGCACGAGCAAGCGGCCCCAGGUGCCCACCACCACCACCAUGCCCUCAACGGGCAGAUGCGUCUGGGUCUACCGGGGGACAUCUACGGCAGGCCAGAGCACUUCGGCCACAGGCCCGAGCACUAUGGAUCUUCUUCUCUGCACAGCUACAACUCCAUGAACUUAAAUGUGAACCUCGCCACGGCUCCACACGGAGCCACGGGGGCGUUUUUGCGAUACAUGCGGCAGCCCAUCAAGCAAGAGCUCAUCUGCAAGUGGGUUGACCAGGAGCAGACGUCCAAGAAGCCCUGCUCCAAAACUUUCAGCACCAUGCACGAGCUCGUCAACCAUGUCACGGUGGAGCACGUCGGGGGACCGGAGCAGAGCAGUCACGUUUGCUUCUGGGAAGAGUGUCCGCGCGAGGGAAAGGCGUUUAAAGCCAAGUACAAACUAAUCAAUCACAUCCGCGUGCACACGGGCGAGAAGCCGUUCCCGUGCCCCUUUCCCGGUUGUGGCAAAGUAUUCGCGCGCUCGGAAAAUCUCAAGAUUCACAAGAGGACGCACACAGGUGAGAAGCCGUUCAAAUGUGAGUUUGAUGGCUGUGACAGGAAAUUCGCCAACAGCAGUGACAGGAAGAAGCACUCUCACGUCCACACGAGCGAUAAGCCUUACUUCUGUAAAGUGAGGGGUUGUGACAAGUCGUACACACACCCGAGCUCCCUGCGUAAACACAUGAAGGUUCACUGCAAGUCUCCUCCGCCCCCUUCCGCCAACACGGGCUCCUCUUACCAUCCCUCGUCCACGACCAUCGGUGAUGCCCUCUCACCAAACCUGGAGCCCCACAGGAACCGUUCAUCGAACCUUUCGCCUCAGGUGACCAACCUAAACGAAUGGUACGUGUGCCAAGGGAGUGCUGGACCAAACAAUCUACACACCCCCUCCAGCGAUGUGCCAACGUCGGAAUCUGACGACGAGGACUCUUUUAGACACACAGAUCCGAGGGCAAUGCUCUGAUGUGAACAGAAAGGAAUACAUUCAUUUUAAAUGGUCCACAUGAAAAAAAAAAGAAAAAAAAAAAAGAAAGAAAAAAAAACAUCAAAUUCAAGGGUUGCAAUUCGAAGAAGUGGAACACCUAUGGAUGUCAGUGGGUGAAGAGUUUUUGCCCCCCGUUUUGCCCAUAAAACAUGCUCAGAGCACUGAUGCAAUUUAUGUUUCAUAUGAUAAGCAGUUGUAACUUGCCACAUGAAAAAUCGACUUGUACAUUUUUUAAGAUUUUACCUGACUUGUCGAGAUCAAAUAACAUGAGGUCAAAAGAUUUAUCAAUUAUGUUUAGGCUGUUUUUUAAUAUUACAUCCCUUUUGUUGCACAGAAAUCUUUUUUAUAGAGAAUCGUUUUACACGUUAAAUGUCUGAGGGGCAAAAAUUGCAGUGACAAUUUUAAGUUUUUACUUAUAUAUUGUGAGUGUCAAAAAAAUGAAUGGGUGGAGUCUUUGUUAAAGUUUAUACACUAACUAUGGUCAGGACGGUUUUUGUGAUAUUUAAAAUAUUUAAACCUAUAUUUUAUGCAAAAUCAAUGUAACUCUGAUUAAAGAGUACAAAAUAUGUCCACUGAGACCCUAAAUAAUGUAUCGUUGACAGGCCUAUCCCUGACUGAUUUGUAAAUAGUAUGUGGUAUUGAUGCUUGUGAAUGUUUUCGUAGCGUCUCAACAAGUUUUGUACAUUGUAAUUUAUUUGCUGGUAUUAUUGUUGGUCUGGAAGUACAGAUACACCAAAGAAUAAUAUAAUUUUGGUGAAAAGAAGUGAUGCUUUUUAUCGUGUUCUGUAAAAAGGUCUUACUUGAAUAGGCUGUAUAUUGUGAAGAAUCUUUCGCAUGAACCGUGUAGUAACUCUUUCUGUUGAUGUGCAUGAUGGUGUUGAUGGAAAAAAAACGUAAGAAGGUCGUGAAGAAAUGUGAUGUUUGUGUAUAGAUAUAUGGAAAACUUGAAUAAAAGGCAGGACGUGUAAAUAUGGUCUUUUCAGUAAAAAAGGCCUUGAUUCGUUUUUUGAUUAGUGUGCAUAUUUCUUAUAAAAGUCUGCAGAUUUCCAAGUUAUGAUUUAUACUAAUCAUCAAAUGAAUAUCACUGUUGCUGUAAGAAGUAAUGCUUAAUUUUCUGUAAAAGUGGGACAGUAAAGCUAACCAAACGAAACAGCAAAGUUCUACAAAACACUUUUUUCUUUAACAGUUUUUCUUGCUUUUCUCCUGAAUGAAAAUAUUCCUCGGCAAUUCAUUGUCAUUUCAAAAUGGAACCAUCACCUAAUAGUGCACGUUAUGAAAAGUAGAAUAGCACAAAACCUUCAAUGCAUGAAUCAUUCAUGGGAAAAUAAAACAUAAAAGCUGCCCGCCAAUAAGAAGAAAGUUGUAUGGAGAAUAUGAAACAAAGUCCCCCGUCUUAUUUCCUUCAUUAAAACGCACAAUAACAGUUUCAAAGUGCCCCCGUCCCAGACUAAAGACUCAGAAUUGACCAGCGCAAGUCCUGCACCACUUCAAAGAGCUCCACAACAGAACGGAAGACUGCACGGCGCGUUAGAAUUUCUAUGGGUCCCAUUUGAAUAUUUAUGGUAGAAAACUACUAACUGCCGCUAAAUGGUCAAUCAUCAAAGCAGAAACCUCUCCCACGAACCGUCUUGUGCCUUAAAAUCGGCAUGUUCGAAAUUUUAUAUCAGCGCAGAUACAGGCAUCCUGGACAUUUCAUAUGGCGGGUGGAAAAUUUCUGUGAAGAAAGUUCUAAAACGUCUCCUAAGAAAGUGUUGUUGUUUUUUUUUCAUGCUAAUGAAUAUCACUCUAAACCCUAUGGAAUAAAGCACACAAGUUGGUGACUCGUU